GAUGCUGAGCCCUUCCCCAAACGAUCCGGCUAGAAAUCUAGGAAGCGCUGAUCCAGAGCGCACAGAGACAGCUGUGUUGCUCCUCUAUCGCGGGGAUGGUAUGGCCAGAGUAGUGAGAGAAGGGGCUCUGUUACACCCAGCAGGAACUAGGUGCUGUCCCGGGCCUAGACUCCCCGCCCGCUCCUUUGCUCGCGCACACCCGGAUCCUUCGUCGCGGGGAGGCUGUUUCCGCCCGGCCGCGGUGGGCGUGACGCAACGUCCAGCGCGCGCUUUUCAUGCCUUGGCGUUUCCUUUGGCGGAUUUUCUGUUUUCCGAAGUUGCUCGGUUCGUUUUAUUCAGCGGCAGUGGUGCUUCCCCGAAUCUCAAAAUGCCUGUUAAAAGAUCACUGAAAUUGGAUGAUCUGUUAGAAGAAAAUUCAUUUGAUCCUUCAAAAAUCACAAGGAAGAAAAGUGUUAUAACUUAUUCUCCAACAACUGGAACUUGUCAAAUGAGUCUAUUUGCUUCUCCCACAAGCUCUGAAGAACAAAAGCACAGAAAUGGACUAUCAAAUGAAAAGAGAAAAAAAUUGAAUCACCCCAGUUUAACUGAAAGCAAAGAAUCUACAACAAAAGACAAUGAUGAAUUCAUGAUGUUGCUAUCAAAAGUUGAGAAAUUGUCAGAAGAAAUCAUGGAGAUAAUGCAAAAUUUAAGUAGUAUACAGGCUUUGGAGGGCAGUAGAGAGCUUGAAAAUCUCAUUGGAAUCUCCUGUGCAUCACAUUUCUUAAAAAGAGAAAUGCAGAAAACCAAAGAACUAAUGACAAAAGUAAAUGAACAAAAACUGUUUGAAAAGAGUACAGGACUUCCUCACAAAGGCAUUAAGAAGAAAUGCACUCACCAUGAGCACCAACUUCUGCAUCUGCCUGAUCAUAUUUAAAGGAACAGAGAAAUAUUUGUAAUUAAUCUGCCCAGUAAAUACCAGCUCGUAGCAGUCGGCAGGUGCAUGUCUAGAUAAAAUUUCUUGCAGCUAAUUUAAACUUUCUACACACACCAGUAGAUAAUCUCAAUGUAAAUAAUACAUUUCUUCUUGGCUCUUUAAUGUAAGCCAACACAGAGAGGAAGAUCUUGACUUAUAUUCUGUACCACAUACGCUUCUGUGGACUUUUAGCAUUUGUGGGUAGACUUAAUAAAGCAUGCAUAAAAGUGGCACCUUUGGUAGAACUAUAUAUUUUCCUGAAAUUCAGAUUAAAUGUAAUGAUGAGUGGAAUUAAGUACCAGUUUUCCCGUUUAAAGCCCCAGCUGCUUAUUAAUUUAUAGAUUCUUUAAAAAAAAUUUUUUAAAGAUUUAUCUAGUCUAUUGUGUAGCCACUAUCUCAGGAGUGAGUUUUUAUUUUCCUAUGCUUAUAGAGAAAAAAGCAUUUUCAAGGUUUUAAAAUUUUAUACCAUUUAUAAAAUAUUAGAAUGUAUUUUUUCAGUAAAAUGUUUAAAAUAUGAAGUUUUUUUAACUAAACUACGAAGAGUAUUGAAUUUAAAGAAAAGACCUUUAUUAAGGGGCAAUAUGUGAUCCAUUCCAAAUUAUUUUGAAAUAUUAAAUUUCAGUUAUUCUGUGGUGUUUUCUGUCAUCAUCAUGUUUUUGUUGUCACUCCCAAAAUAAAGGGGAGGAGGGAAUCACAGAGUAUGUUAUCUUGAUAGUGAAACCUAUGUUUUUCUUGACCAUUUCUGUAGGGAAAAACUGCUACUCCUUUGGUACUUGCCCUAAGUUUUAACAAAAUUAGUGGAAAAUAUUACCAUGUCAUUUGAAUAUAUCAUGAAAAAUAAAAACUACAAGAAAAUCUGAAACAAAAUGUAACAAAUUAAGGUUGAAAAUUUUCCACUGCAUGCAAUGGCACAAGCCUUUAAUCCCAGCUGCUACUCAGGAGGCUGAAACAGGAGGACUGCUUGAACCCAGGAGUUUAAGACCAGACUGGGCAACACAGCAAGAUACCUAUCUCAGAAAAAAAAGAAAAUAACUCACUUUCCACUUAGAGAAAUUUUAGAUUCACCUUUUUAAAAUGAAAGGUUUUUAAAAACUGUUAAUAUAAAUUAUAUAAAUUACCUUCACUAAUUAUUGUCUUCAUACUGUUUAAGAAAUUUAUUGAUACAGUGCUUAUAAUAGGAUGUUACCAAAAAUAUACUAAAAAAGGAUUAUUCUAGCAUUGAAAACUAACCUUAGGUUACAAGCCAAAACAUUUUAUAAAGUAAUCUAUGUUAGGUAAUACAGGGUUAAGAAGUAGAUUGGUUUCAUACAUAAUCCAAGUUAUAUAGGUAUGUGCUUAAUGCUGUUAAACCAGUUACUGUAUGUUUGACCUCUUGAUAUACUCAGCUUUUGCCUUUUAGAACAGCUGGGUCUGCUGAGAAUCAUUUCCCAGUUCUUUUCACUGUAGAUCAGAUGACUCUUACUUUAUCACCCUUGGAGGCCACAUGAAGGACAAAGCAGAAAGAUCCACACACACAACUAAUAUUUAUAUGAGGGGAGGGGGAGUUGCGGGGGAUAUACUUAUCCUGAUCUUCCAAUGAACAUAACAGAAGAGAGACCAAUUGAGACUUGAAACCAUUGUGUUACUUUAACCAUUAUUUAGUUAUAUCCUAUCCAUCUCUUUCUCUCUGUUGAACAGAGAGGCUCCUUUGGCUGCCUUGACUUUUGUAAAUGUUUCACUCAAUUUGUUGUGGUUUAUCAUUUGGACAGAAUGCUACAUCGGGGAUUUUUCGCCCCCCCCUAAGUCCUCAAGGGAAAAUGACUUCUGUAUGCCUCAUAUAUGAUACAUGAACAUACACCCUAUUCUCUUCAUUUUAAGAAGCAAACCUAAGUUUAUUGGCAGCUGAGAAAACUGCAUUUCUCAGAAAUGCCUCCUCCAUCUAAAAUGUACUUCAACAUAACUUUGAAGGGCUUAUUUUUUGACAGGUAUAUUAAUGAAGAAAGUGAGAAAUCUAUCUAUCUUUAAUAUUUUUGCAUAACCUAAAUAUAUUUGUAUGAAAACAUCCCUAUAGCCCUGAGUUUAGCUAAGAGAAAUGCUUUGGAAUUGCCUACUUCUGUGAUAAUUCAUCACUGGGUAUUUUUGAUAUUUUGCUUUUUUGGAGAUGGUGUCUCACUGAUCUCAAGCGAUCAUCCUGUGUCAGCCUCUCAAAUAGAGACCGCUGUGCCUGGCCUCUGUUUCUGGUAUUUUGUUUUGGUAUUUUGGAACCUAAUCCCUCUAAGUUCAAUGUAAACUCUUAAACUGGUUUUUAAUAGAUAUGAGGGAUACUUACAAGAUAACUGCUACAAGUCUCUAUAAAAACUAUAGUGCAACUCAAUAUGAUUAGAUUAAAUCAUCUGAAGAAUGAUUUAAGAAUUUACCUAUAUGGUACCUUACAGAAUUUACCUAGAUGAUACCUGGAAUCAGGUGCAUUUCAUUUUACUAAUAUAUAUACGUAAUACAUUUAUUUCCAAAUAAUAAAAUUAUUCUACUCCAA
This is a messenger RNA of Symphalangus syndactylus (siamang), 3464 nucleotides long. It is a transcript of the gene ITGB3BP, whose product is annotated as integrin subunit beta 3 binding protein. NCBI's taxonomy places the organism in Eukaryota, Metazoa, Chordata, Mammalia, Primates, Hylobatidae. Gene Ontology annotation, cellular component: nucleoplasm. Gene Ontology annotation, biological process: CENP-A containing chromatin assembly; regulation of DNA-templated transcription. The record is from RefSeq and is a predicted model, not a curated record.